Messenger RNA from Ictidomys tridecemlineatus (thirteen-lined ground squirrel), 1387 nucleotides. The record is from RefSeq and is a predicted model, not a curated record. Lineage: Eukaryota; Metazoa; Chordata; Mammalia; Rodentia; Sciuridae.
GUGACAUUCCAUUGUGUAAAUGUACCACAUUUUCUUUAUCCAUUCAUCUGUUGAAGGGCACCUAAGUUGGUUCCAUAGCUUAGCUAUUGUGAAUUGAGCUGUGGACAGGUCUUUUCUAACUCAACAUUGACAAAGAAAAGUCAUUGAAUGCAGUUUCUGAAAUGUCACUGCUGUCUGUAUCUGACUGUUCUUGGAGACUGGAAUACUAGAACUCUGUUAGAAGUUUUCAUAGAGUCCUUAGCAACCACCCAGCCUAUGUCAUGGACAGGGAGAGCAAGAACUACAGUCUUUGGUUCUAACUGGUGCUGGUUAAUUAGUCUGAAGAAAUUGAGAAAGAAAUUCCAUUGGCACAGUUAAGAUCAUAGCCAUGGCGUCUGUAACAUACCGGGAGCCAAUAUCUACAACUGUGGGAAGACGGAUGAUUUUUUCAGGUCCACAUUAUGUAAAGGAUCAUUUACCUAAAGUUCAUCAGCACACUUCCUAUAUAGGAGAAAAGCGUCCAGUGUUAGAAAAAACGGGAGAUCUUAAGUAUUUAUGGAGGCCUGCCUCAAACAGAAGCUGGCCAGCAAAAUAUAAACAUGAGUAUGUCGGUGGAGUUGGUUGGGGAAUACAAGACUUUGAUUUCAUCAACAAAUCCAGACGAGAGAGCGGCUUUCAUAUCAAGCGUGGAGAACUAACACUUGAAGCUAUUAAUAAAGUAAACCAUAGAUAUCAAAACCCAUGGCAACCCAAGCCGUUUAUCCUGGAUAAGCAAGGAAGACAUGGUCGUGGUUUUAUUGCCUGGAAUAUGAGUGAUUACGAAGACUCCAAUCAGAGAAAUUCCAAUCGGGCUCUUAUGGUUAGGCAGAGUCAAUCACCAUUACCAAGAGUUUCCAAGCCUUCCAGGUUGCCAAAGCUACCAGAAAAGGAAGAGAGCCAAGAACGAAAAAUGCUGGGAAGUUGAAGGUGGCUAUUACGGCUGCGACCUCAUGAGACCCAUGAGUUCUGAAGGUCAUGGCCUGCCCAUUUGGAGGUCCAGUACCAAAAAAGAAGGAAAGAAAAAAAAAUGUUUAAAAGAUUUAUUUUAAAAUUUCAAAUUUACUGAGGACAUUGCAAGAACUCCUCAUAUACCCUUCACCCAGACCUACAGUUGUUAAUUUUAUUUGGUUUAAUGUUCUACCUCCCUCUCCCACCCCUACCUCUCUUUCUUUCUCUCUCCACACACCCCUACCCAUACCCACACCGACACACACUUGAGAGCUAAUUGCAGAUAUGAGGCUAUUUUAUUCCUCAAUACUUCAGGUUAUAUUUCCUAAGAACAAGGCUGUUCUCUAACAUAACCACAGUUUACAAUUUUAAUAUUCAGGAAAUUUAACAUUGAUACAUUAAAGUGCAUAAUAAAAUUUCA